AUGGCGUCCGCCGGCCAUAUGAACAAUUUCACCACCCUCAUCAAGCGGCUCGAGGCAGCAACCUCACGCUUGGAGGAUAUGGCCAUGUCAUACGAUGAUCCCAGCUCACCAAAGGCUCUGGGCGCCCCUUCAUCAUCCGUGCCCGCUACUCCGGAGCCCCCUAAGCCCUCCCCUCCUCCCCCCGCAGCCCCUGUGGCGGCCCCAGUUCCACCGCAGAUUCAGGACUUUGAUGCGUUGAUUAAAGGAGAUGUUCAGAACUUUGUCAACUUGGGGCAGGAGAUCGGUGGUUUGGUGGCCGAGCAAUCAAAAGCCGUCCUUCAAGCCUUCCAGGCCGAGCGCACCUAUCUUUUCGUUGUGACAAAAGCCAAGAAGCCUGCCACUCAACCCCCUGAGUUGAUGACCGAUCUUCACAAAGCAUCUGAUAGCAUCAAUAACAUUCGUGAAUCAAACCGAGCAUCGCCACUGUUCAACCACCUCAGUGCUGUUGCGGAGGGUAUUGUUGCGCUCGCUUGGUUCUUUGAGAGCAAGCCCGCGGAAUUCGUCGCAGAGAUGAUCGGUGCCAUUGAAUACUAUGGAAAUAAGGUUCUCAAGGAAUACAAGGACAAGGACAAGACACAUGUUGAAUACAUUAAAGCCUAUUAUCAAAACUUCAAAGCUCUUGCAGAGUACCUCAAGAAGCACUUCCCCAAGGGACUGACUUGGAACAAUGAGUCUGGAAUCGAUGCACUGGAAGCCUUGAAACAGGCCAAGGGCGGACCUGCUCCAGUCAGCGGCGGCGUCCCAUCCCUGAACAUCCCUGGUAGCGGUGCUCCUCCUCCUCCACCACCCCCGCCUCCUGGUAUCCCACCUGCCCCAGCCCCCGCGGCACCGGCACCAGAUAUGGGUGCUGUCUUCGAUCAACUCAACCAGGGUGAGGGCAUCACCUCCAGCCUCCGCAAGGUGGACAAAUCGGAGAUGACACACAAGAACCCCAAUCUGCGCGCCGGAUCCACCGUCUCCAGUUCCGCACGGGGCAAAUCCCCGGCUCCUAGCAAGAAGCCUAAACCCGAGAACAUGCGCGCGCGCAAGCCACCUCGUAAGGAACUCGAAGGUAACAAAUGGCUCAUCGAGAACUUCGAAGGCCCAGGCGAUAUCAUCGAGAUUCCUGCGCAGCAGAACCAAUCUAUCCUGAUCACCCGCUGCAACAAGGCCAUCAUCAAGGUCACCAACAAGGCCAACGCUAUUGCCAUCGACAACUGCACUGGUCUCUCCCUUAUCGUCGACUCUCUGGUCAGCAGCCUGGACAUUAUCAAGUGUCCCAAGUUUGCUGUGCAGAUCGACGGUACUGUCCCCACUCUCCUGAUGGAUCAGGUCGAUGGUGCUGCUGUUUACCUUGGUCAGCAGAGCCUCAAUACCGAGAUUUUCACUAGCAAAUGCUCUGCUGUUAACAUUAAUCUUCCGCCGCCAGAGGGAACCGAUGAGGACACCAAGGAGUGCCCUCUACCCGAGCAGUUCAAGAGCUACAUCAAGAACGGCGUGUUGGUGAGCGAGAUUGUGGAGCAUGCUGGUUAA
Messenger RNA from Penicillium paradoxum, 1551 nucleotides. It is a transcript of the gene capA, whose product is annotated as adenylate cyclase-binding protein. NCBI's taxonomy places the organism in Eukaryota, Fungi, Ascomycota, Eurotiomycetes, Eurotiales, Aspergillaceae. Gene Ontology annotation, molecular function: adenylate cyclase binding; actin binding. Bases 1 to 1551 code for a protein of 516 amino acids. Gene Ontology annotation, biological process: cytoskeleton organization; regulation of adenylate cyclase activity. The transcript has 5 exons. The record is from RefSeq and is a predicted model, not a curated record. Gene Ontology annotation, cellular component: cytoplasm.